UAUGAGUUAAUCAGAAGUACUUCACCUUGUCGAUGUGAAUAGGUGUUCUAUGGUAAUAGCGUUUUAUGAUCCGUUACUGGUGUAAUAUUUCUAAUUUCACGACUGUCAUUGUGCUUGUGUUAGUGACCAUGUAAAAUCAAACGACUACUAAAUAGAAUACUUGCAUCAUCGUAGAUAAUGCGUAUAAGCACGAUGAAUUGUUGUUACUGAUGUUGGUUCCGUAUUUCCUUACAACCGGCGAAGUGAUAUAAGCCAAUCAUGGCUACUGUUAAAGUAACCGAGCAGAAAGUUAUUCUGUGCGGGGAAUACGGAGUCGGAAAGACAUCUAUAUUUAGACGUUUUGCGAACAAUACUUUUGUAGCGAGUAGUGAUCGAAAAUCUACGCUGGGCCUCGAUAAUAUUGACAAAGAGUACGUCGUUGAAGACAGACGAAUACGGUUGCAAUUAUGGGAUACUGGUGGUAUGGAAAGAGUUGCAUCUGUAACAUCAAGUUACUAUAAAUUUGCGGAAGCUGCAAUUUUAGUGUUUGCAUUAGAUAACUCUACAUCAUUCCACCUUUUGUCUCAACACUUGUUAGAUAUUGUAACAUAUGCUGAGAAUGCAAAGAUAUUUCUUUGUGGAAAUAAAAGUGAUUUGGAAAGUGUUGCACCACAGGUUACAGAUGCAGAAGUGGAUCAAUUCUGUGAACAAUGUCACAACUUAAUAUCUGGUAUAUAUAAGACAUCAUGUAAAACUGGAGAAGGAAUACAUGAAAUGUUUGAAGACAUAGCUCAACACUUAGUUGAAGCUAAUAGAUCACGUAUGGAAUUGCAUGAUUUGGAUAAAGACAGAUUUAAAAUUUCAUACAUGGAUGAAGCUGCUGAUCCGUCUUGCUUAUGUUAAGCAAUGGGUAUUGAAAGAUAUUUGACAACAAUGUUUUUAUAUUGUGACAAACUUAACACACAGCAAUAAGGUGUGAGUAAGGAUAUCCUUUUUGUAUCAAGUAAUUCUUAAGGAUGACUUUUCUAUGAGGGAAAGUAUCAUGAAUUAUAAGGUGAGGAAAGAGAGGAAGUACUAAUAUGGAAUUUAUAUACAUUUAUGAAGAAUUCUAGACUUUUCAUAAGUAAUGGAUUUUAAAUAAAAAUUUAUUACACAGCGAAAAGUAAUUUACUUAAAUAGUCGCGAUCUAUUCGUGACUUACGAUCGGUAUCAUUAUACACUUAAUCCACAUUAUCUACAUAAACUGAUAAUCGAGAUAAUGUGAACAAAAGCCACUAGUGCUGAGACCAUUUAAUUGUUUUCAAAUCAAUUCCCUCUUGAACCAUUUCCCAUAAUGGACUGCAAGAAAAGCAAUUCAGAUAAGCAUUACUACUUAAGUACAACGCUUAAUAUUAAUACUCGAUGCUGAAUCAUAGCAAACGUCCGAAAUUGAAUCUGUUCCCUCCGUUUAAUGUGACUAUCGUGCAUUUUUCAUUCACGGCCAAAUAUACAUAAAUAAAAUAAGAUAAUCCUGCUUUGAAUAAAUACUCAUAUUGUAACUUAGCCAAACGUACCUCAUUUCCCGAAGCCUUUUAACAUGGCGGAUCGUAUUCUCCGCAGUGAAGUCAACCUCUUCGAUCGUCGUGAAGCGACCGAUACCGAAUCUAUAUCAACGAAUAAAAUAAAUGCUAGAACAUUAUGUAAACAUUAAUUAAUAUUACGCGGCUAGUGUAACUUGCCUAAUACUGGAAUGUGCCAGAUCUUCGGAUGCUCCGAUUGCUCUCAAUACGUAACUAGGCUCCAAACUAGCGCUAGUACAAGCGGAACCACUACUCAAGGCAACAUCUUUUAAUGCCAUUAAUAAAGAUUCACCCUCUACAUAUGCAAAGGAUAAAUUAACACAUCCAGGAUACCAAGCAACUUCGUCCCCAUUACGUAUAACAUGUGGUAAAUUUGACAGUAUAUUUUUAAUUAAACGAUUUGAGAGCAUUGUGAUAUAUUUGUGAUCAUACUGAAAAUAUACAAAAUUUUGAAUCUA
Messenger RNA from Nomia melanderi (Alkali bee), 1996 nucleotides. It is a transcript of the gene RabX6, whose product is annotated as RAS oncogene family member RabX6. Gene Ontology annotation, molecular function: GTP binding; GTPase activity. Lineage: Eukaryota; Metazoa; Arthropoda; Insecta; Hymenoptera; Halictidae. The record is from RefSeq and is a predicted model, not a curated record.